AUGGUCGAAUCUUCUCGGUUUGGGCUCGAGACUCCCGAUCAUAUCUGCCUCCGAAAUGACACACGACGAGACAAUUGUUCGCUAUUGUUUGUCCUGCCUUUUUGGUAUCAGUUCUCCUUGCGAAGUGAAGCAGGUAGAAAGGAAAAGAAGCACCAGAUGUUGGCUUUGAGAAGCGUGAUCAUGGCUGUGGCGGUGGUGGGCGUGGCCAGAGUGGGCGCCCGGCCGCAGGUCCUGGACAUCACCAAGGUGGCGGCGACGGGCGGCUUCGGCCUCCUGGAAGCUGCCGGCCGCUCCGGAGGCAUCGUGUCCAACGUGGCCUCCGACGCCCUGGCCACCGCGCAGACCCUCGGCGAGGGAGCGCGCGACGUCUUCCGCGAGACCUUCCACACUGGAGCGCAGGGCCUGAACCGCUUCAGCAACGCCUUCAGGGACACCACCGGCGAAGUUGUCCGAGGUUUCAAGGACGCAACGCGGGCGGCAAAUACCUUCUUCGCCAACGGCGUCCGCUCGACGGGGCGCCUCGCCUCAGACACCGUCAGCACCGGCUUCGAGGUGGCUAGAGACACCGUAGGAGCUAAAGCCGACUUCUUGAAGGACGUCAACGAGUCCGCCGUCCGUGGCGCUGGGAAGGUGGCCGGGGCCGUCGGGAACUUCGCCGAGGGAGCCAUCGACAACACCGUCGGCUUCAUCGCCCCCGCGACGCAGAUUGUCGAGAGAGUCAUUAACAAAGGAAUCGAAAACUUUUCGCACGUACUCGUGCCCUCCGGAUUUUAACCAGCCACCCUUUUACCCCCCCCCCCACACACACACCCAUUGUCCCAACUGCCACUUCGAGAACAAGCUAAAGUUUUAUCGACAAAUCCACGACCUCCUGAAGGGGUCUCCAACGUGCUCGCGCUUGACCUUUUCCCUCCCAACGAGUCUGCUUACCUAGCGAUUUAGUAUUUUAAGUAGAUUAUCUUUACGUAUUAUAUGUGAUUUGAAUAACAUUUAUUUUGAA
This is a messenger RNA of Penaeus indicus, 1000 nucleotides long. RefSeq lists its product as uncharacterized. The record is from RefSeq and is a predicted model, not a curated record. NCBI's taxonomy places the organism in Eukaryota, Metazoa, Arthropoda, Malacostraca, Decapoda, Penaeidae. The transcript has 3 exons. The coding region runs from base 1 to 774 and encodes 257 amino acids.